This is a messenger RNA of Salvelinus namaycush (lake trout), 4197 nucleotides long. RefSeq names its product probable ribonuclease ZC3H12C. Gene Ontology annotation, molecular function: mRNA binding; metal ion binding; RNA endonuclease activity. The transcript has 5 exons. Gene Ontology annotation, cellular component: nucleus; cytoplasmic ribonucleoprotein granule. The record is from RefSeq and is a predicted model, not a curated record. Lineage: Eukaryota; Metazoa; Chordata; Actinopteri; Salmoniformes; Salmonidae. Bases 1 to 2706 code for a protein of 901 amino acids.
AUGGGCCUGAAGGACCAUCCGGAGGAGGAUGGAGCAGGCCGCAUCCUUGACCUGGGGCUGGAUUUAGAGUACCUCCACAUCGAAGGCUCCGUCAGCAGGCAGGCUGGCGCCGAUACAGGGCCCAGUAUGGAGCGGGGCGAGGAGGAGGAAGAGGCCUGCAAGGGCAGUGGCAGUUGCAGCUUGUCCACGCCUGGGGGGAAGGAGGGGGAGGUGGUGGGGGAGGAGAGCGCUGGGUUCGACAGUGACCCGGAGCCAGCCCGAAACAGCACCGGUUCUAACCCGGCUGGAAGAGGGUCCGUAUCUGAGCUAGAUGGAGUGCCUGUUCCCAACACCCACCAACCUCUGUGCAGGACUCCCUGUGUGGACCUGGGGUCCGAGGGGCCUCCUGACCCUCCGUCGGGGGAGCCUUCAUCCGGGGAAGCCCUGAGGGAGUACCAGUCCAAGCUGGAGUUUGCUCUGAAGCUGGGCUACACCGAGGAGCUGGUGCGGCUGGUGCUGGCCAAGCUGGGGCCGUACACACUCAUCAACGACAUACUGGGAGAGCUGGUCAAACUGGGCCGUAAGGUCGAGACAAACCAACAGCUGACUGGGUCCACGGCUUCACAGACCGCCCCCUCCACCUGCUCCUCCUCUUCCUCCUCUUCUUCCUGUGGGUAUGUGGAGGCGCAGCAGGGGAGGACAGACUCCCCUUGUCCCCCAGGAGGAGGUCUGUCUGAUAAGGACAACCUGCGGCCCGUCGUCCUGGACGGUAGCAACGUGGCAAUGAGCCACGGCAAUAAAGAGGUGUUCUCCUGCUACGGCAUCCAGCUGGCUGUUGAUUGGUUCCUGGAGCGAGGUCACCGUGACAUCACUGUGUUUGUGCCAUCCUGGAAGAAAGAGCAGUCCCGCCCUGACGCCCUCAUCACAGACCAGGAUAUCUUACGUCGUCUGGAGAAGGACAAGAUCUUGGUGUUCACUCCGUCUCGUCGGGUCCAGGGUCGCCGGGUGGUCUGCUAUGACGACCGUUUCAUCGUCAAGCUGGCCUACGAGUCCGACGGCAUCAUCGUCUCCAACGACAACUACCGCGACCUGGCCAGUGAGAAGCCAGAGUGGAAGAAGUUAAUUGACGAGCGGCUGCUCAUGUACUCGUUUGUCAAUGACAAGUUCAUGCCUCCUGAUGACCCUCUAGGUCGUCAUGGUCCCAGUCUGGAGAACUUCCUGAGGAAACGUCCCAUCAUGCCAGAGCACAAGAAGCAGCCCUGUCCUUACGGCAAGAAGUGCACUUACGGCCACAAGUGUAAGUACUACCACCCGGAGAGGAGUGCCCAGUGCCAGCGCUCGGUGGCAGACGAGCUGCGUGCCAGCGCCAAGACCUCUGCCACCUCUACUAGCGCCAAGGGCCAGGCUGGCGAGGCCGGGCUGGUGAAGAGCCACAGCGUGCCCAACAAUGUAGCGAUGGGUACCAAAAGAGGUUCUGCCCCCAAAAGGCAGUGUGACCCCAGCAUCCGGGCGCUGUCCUACGGCGAGGCAGAGGGCAAGCUGAGACACGCUGAGAAAUGCAACAGCCUCAGUAGUAGUAGUGGGAGUAGUUGUUGUAGUGGGAGUGUUACUCUGUCCCCUGCCCCUGGAGGACCCCCCUCUGCCCUCAGCGACCCCCAGGAACAGCCACCGAGCCUGGGCAGGGACACACCCUACAUGACCCUGCCGCACCCCCACCCUGACCCCUACUCCUCCAGCUGUGACCCUCCAGAUCUGAGCUACUACUCAGUGACGCCGGCCCACUCUGGCCUGGCAGCACGGAGGAGUCCGGAGUCCCGCUUCCCGCUGGACACGGACCUGCGUCUGCUGGGCUCGUCAGACUGUGGCAGCAGCGGAUGUGACUCGUACGGAGAGAGAGCCUCCUGUCUGUGCUGCCCCGGCCCUCUGCUGGACAAAUACAUCCACCAUCAGCAUCAUCAGCACCAUCAACACAACCGCCUGUACUCUCAACACUCUGCCCCCCUGCUCGAGCCACACCACCCCCACCCCUCCUCCCACACCCACACCUCUGUCCUCUAUGGCUAUCACCAGAGCCUGGCACGGGGCCACAGCUUCCCUCACGACGAGCCCCCUGACCCCCACCUGAAGCGCCCUCUGUACCCCCUCCCGCCUCCCCUCCAGCACCAGGCCGUAGGCGCCCGCUCCAGCUGCCCUGGAGACUACCCCUCUGUGUCCCAGUCCGGCCCCUACCCUGCUGGCUCCCCUCUGGGCCGCUGCCUGGCCAACACGGGGCUGGAGACGCUGUCAGACUCCCGGCUGUACGAACGCUCCCUGCUGCCCCCCAGGAAAGCCUUCUCCUGGGAUCCCUACUGCAGCCAACCCCCUCAGUCCCGCUAUGAGACUUACCAGAGUCUACCGGAGACCCACGAUGUAGGCUGGGGACACACAUCUCCAUGGGGACAGACCACACACUCUUACCACCAACCCUACCCCCCUCACCCCUCUCAGCCCCCUCACCCAUCCCAUGCCCCUCAGCCAUCCCACCCGUCCAUGCCCCCCCACCACAUGCACCAGGAGCCCCCCGCCCUGAGCCGGUACGGGGAGGUGCGGGGGAAGGUCUACCUCAACCUGUGUAACAUCUUCCCCUCUGAGCUGGUGGGCCGGGUUAUGGGGAGGAACCCCCAUGUGACGGACGCCCAGCAGCUAGCUGCCGCCAUCUUGGCUGAGAAGUCCCAGUCCGGCUACUAAGUCCAGCUAGCCUACUACUCUCUCCCUAUUCAUAACAACAGUUAGUUGUAGUUUUGACAAUAUAAGGGUUUGACUGUACAUUUGUUUGUGGAUAACUUAGUGUUAAUCAUGUGCAAGUGAGGAUAUGCGUUGAUUUCCAAGUCACUUUUUCCUCCGCUGUUUGAAACAUUUUAGAAAUAACUGGAAUCCGAGGGAUCUGAUUAUAUGCCUAAUCUUACUUCUAUUCUAUAUUUUCUACUCCAUUUGGAAACAUUCACCCCCAAAUUGACCACCAUUUAUCAACAGAAUCUUGGUUGUUGGGGAUGUGUAUAUCUUCUGUGUUCAAUCGGUCUAAUUGAUUUGUUUCUCUGUUUUUCAGUGCUGUGUGUUCUGUUUGUGCCUGUUGUUGUGAUAGUAGGUGGCUGAGUUAGUCUUCUGAGUUGAGAGAAUGUCUUGCAGUAGUUGUAGAGACGGGCACGUUCGUCGACCUUGUCUUGUUUUAGUAAGGGAUGUCUCUGACCCCUCGUUUUGGCUCCAAGCCUGCAGCUGCUACAGACACGGUAGACUCGAGCUCAAAUCCCAAGUCAAUUCCCUUUGGCUGUUUUUCCUGAAUACCUAUCCAAAGGGCUCAGAGCACUUGGCUUGAUGUUGACAAUCUGUUACAGUUACCGGCACAAUCCCUGGUAGACAGAAAGCCUUUCUUUGUUGAUACAAAUUGUAUCGUUCAUUUAGGAUUAUAUACCUGUAUAUAUAUCCGUAGGUGUGUAAUCGAUUCAUGAAAAGCUGUUUAUAUAUAGCUGGUGCAUUUUAAACUAUAAUACUGUAUGAGAUAUUCCAGGCAACAUUUGAUUAUUUUUAGACAUGGUUUGUUUAGAAAUAUUAAUCAAAUUAGAUACAUGAAAAAAGGUGAGGUAUUCUGACUUUUUGGGAUGGAGAAUAGCCUAGGCUGGGUUGAACCCAAGUGGCCAGCUAGGUGAAAUGAAAUAUGCGUGGGUCGGUAAAAAAAUAUUAAUUUUGUUUUGUAAUGAAAAACCUCUCUGGCACCGUGUGUCAGUGAGGGCCCGGACGUGGGCAAAAAGUAAUGCCUUUACACGGCAUUGUGCUAAUGACACAUCAAAUACUCUGAACCAUGUUCAGCAAACUGUUAUGCAUGUUUUGGUGACACUUUAUUUUAAUCGACCGUAAUAAACCAUUGAAGUCAUUUAUAAAGUGUGUUCACCAUUUAAUAAUCAUUUUCCCCACAUUUAUAACCAAUUUACUAAACAUUAGUUGUCUUUUUGCAGCCCCUAAUCUAAAGUGAGUGCUAUUUAUACUUUAUAAUGUUUUGAGUGACCAGUGUAAUUUCUCCCAAAAAGAUGGGUUUGACAUUGAUAGACAUUUCAGCAGUACCUGGUAAAAUAAACUGACAGCACAGGAUAUAUAUACAUUUGUGUAUGAACUAUGAUUAAUAAAUGGUAUGUACUGUUUGUAAAUGCCAUAUAAUUAACUUAGUUUAUUACGGACCCUUAAAAU